CGCUUUCCCACAGGCUGGCAACCAACUGUCAUCGUCGACAACAUCAACGACUAUUAUACACCGGUAUGUAAAAUCAAUUGAGAACACAACUCCAGCUGGCCGCUACGCAAAGACAUCAUCUCCACAGAAAAUAGUGUUCGAAAAUCAACCAAUUAAUCAGCCAUGACAAACAAACUAAGGCUGGUGAAACGAGUUUAUGGUCGCUACUUCCCAGUUGGCGAAGAGCAGCACAACAACUCAUCAUCAUCGACCCAGAUGAAAAAUUACGAGGAGAGUUCGAAAAAGCGCACCAGAGCUGAUGACUCUAUCACGACAACUUCCAAUAUGAUUAUCAUGGAUAAUGACAUUAUUUCGUUGGAGGAACCCUGCAGCUGUCUACCAGUUACCGUGUUAUCCGAAGAUAACAAUGGUGACAUGGUCGAAACAAAGCUGCAAAAGCAAAUAUCCGACUCUGGAGUAAUGAUCGUAGAAAGUAACAACUCGUCAGGAACCCAGAGUGAUAGUCUCUCGGCGGAAGAUAUAUGGUUCGAAGAAGGCGAGACAGCCAGGGAUUUGGAAAACGGAAACAGCACCGUAAUGGAAAAAGUACAAGAAUUAGGAGACACUGCUUUGGAGGAAAAUCCAUUUGCUCCAAGACCUGGAAAGACACUGUUGUGGACCAACGUCAACAUGACUAUGUCAAGUUACGGAGGAGGUGGCGAGCGAAAGAUAUUAGACAACGUCUGGGGUGAAGUCCCUCGAAAAGAAAUCACUGCUAUCAUGGGACCCUCUGGGGCAGGCAAGACUUCGUUACUGAACGUCUUGGCAGGAAGGGCGGCACCCAGAGGUCCACUCAAGAUUACAGCUGAUGUUAGACUGGAUAACUACGCGGUGAAUCCACGAAGCAUGAAAAUCCGAAAGCUCAUUGCCUUUGUGGCACAAGACGACUCAUUGCAAGCCACAGCGACUCCUCGGGAAUCCAUUGCGUUUUCGGCCCGACUGCGGCUACCGAGAUCGACCACGGACCGAAACAUUCAAAAACUGACAGAUCGAAUGCUCGCAGAGCUAGGUCUGGCGAAAUGUGCUGAUACAGUCAUUGGGGGAAUGAUGGUGAAGGGUUUGUCAGGGGGUGAACGGAAACGUACAAGCGUCGGUGUGGAACUGGUCACCAAGCCCGACCUAGUCUGUCUUGACGAACCAACGUCGGGACUCGAUAGUUUCAGCGCAGUGCAACUUUGCCAGGUGCUCAAGAAAGUCACCCAGGCCGGAAGUGGAGUCUUGAUGAGUAUUCAUCAACCUGCAAGUGACAUCUUUUGCUCGUUUGGCCAUUUGAUCAUCUUGAACGAGGGACGUGUCAUGUACCAGGGGUCCGUCGCAAAUGUCCCAACGUUCUUUGCUCAGCGGGGACAUCCUUGUCCUCCGCACUUCAAUCCAGCAGAUUGGAUCAUGAAUCGAGCCAAAAUGAUUUCUACUACCGAACUUUGCAAAGCCGGAUUCUAUCCCGAGGAUGAGCGAAUCCUGAAAGAUCCAAAGGAACUGAAUGCGGCAGGGACACGGUCCCUCUUCGGGAAAAGAAGAGUGAUUGCUUGGAGCAGCAAGACCGCCAGUAAGGCCACUCAAAUCCGCUUGCUGUUCCGUAGGGAAGUGAUCAACUUGACGCGCGACAAGAUAGCAAUGGCAGGUCGCCUUGGAUUCUCAACACUUCUCAGUCUAAUGAUGGGGGCAAUCUUUUGGGACGUUGGCAAUUCCGAUUCAGCCAACAUUGCGGGUCUUCAAGGCCAUUUUGGAGGGCUCGUGUUAUCACUCGUUCUUUCCAUGAUCGGAACUGCCCAGCCGUCUCUCCUGGCCUUCCCUCUCGAACGCCCCGUCUUCGUCAGAGAAUACUCUACCAACCACUACUCAGUUCUGGCAUACUUUACUAGUCGGUUUCUUGUAGAGGCUACGGUGACAGCGGUUCAAGUUCUCAAAAUCUCUGCCAUGACAUACUACAUGAUGGGGUUCAACUUGAGUUUUGGAACUUAUUGCCUCACAUCCUAUGCACUUGCCAUGUCUAGCACCGCUCUCGCAGUUGCUUUUGGAUGUGCCAUUGAAGAUCCCAAACUAGGAAUGGAAAUGUUUCCGCUUCUCUUUAUUCCUCAGCUCCUGUUUUCUGGGUUCUUUGUCAUCCCUUCCAUGAUCCCAAGUUGGAUCCGGUGGCAAAGAUACAUCUUCCCGUUGACUUAUGGCCUUCAAAUUGCCAUGUUGGAGGAAUUUGAUGAUUGUGGUUCGCCAGCAGGGCGUGCCAAUUGCCGUCUUCUCAUCGAAAGCAUAGAAGCCGACGCCGACCAGGUGUGCUUGUAUUGGAUUCUUCUAGUUGUUUUGUUCAUUGUGUUCCGUGUAUUGGCUUUGGCCAUGCUGCGCAAGAAGGCGACGAAAUUCUUCUGAGCCAGAGGGCUAACAAACAACAUUCACCCUUCAGUAAGCUAAACACUGCAACUUGUUGUAGCUAUUUCACUGGGCUGUACUUGGCUUGUCGACUCCACAGAGAUUGACCAAUGAAAGAAUGGACGAAAGGCCCUACGUUGGGGCUUUGAGAAUCGGGACUUCAAUUGGUGGCUCGAGCAGGUCUCUCGAGCAGGUUCGAAAAUUUGCUCUUACACAUGCAGUUUGAUUCUGUUCCAAGAUGCCAAAGUAUUGUGGGUGCCCUUGCAAGGAAAAUGCUUUUUUGAGACGCUAGGCGCAGAUUUUUCCUCGUCUAUGUACGGCUAUCGUUGAUUGGAUUGGUAGCCAAAGUAGCAAACCAAGAGCUGGAAUGCCGCAUAAAAUAUUGUAAAGAGUGCCACAAACAUAAAGUGUGGAGCGUAGAUAUCCCACACCAUUAGGUGACGCCUCAGUACGCUCACUGAAAUACUCGAACAUAGAGUCUCAAUCAGCUGGUAGAGACAAUACCAUCUCCAGGGAUCGGUUCGUCGGGGAAAACCAGACAUCUUGGCUGUAUGCAUAGCAUUAGAAGAAACUAGCCAGGCAAAGCAGAGACCCAUGAUUUCCCAGCCAAAUGUAUUGAUGAACAAAGACAAUCCAGCAAACGCAAAAUUGAAGACGCUAGUUGCCACAAAAGCUGAAGACAGUUGCAACCUGGCAAAGCUGCAACCAUGAUUGGUAGCAAAGAAGACGUGGCGAAUGAUGAACCUCCAAAGUGCAGCCAAGACUGCAGAUGGGAUCUUGAGCAGCAGAAUGAUUUCAACGAUAAUAGACUUGUCAGGCAUAGUUUCACUACCAAGUUGGAAAGGAAAGCAACGAUACAAAGUUCUUACCAUGGAAGGCCCUGUCAUGCCAGAAAGAAGAAAGACUGCCGCGGCCUGGGCCGAGAAGAGCAAUGCCGAUGUCGCAGACGAUGGACCGGUCACGAUCAUCACGAGAAGCAGUAGUUUGAAGAUGAUGGUCACGGCAUCCCCGGGAGGCAGAGAGAGUGUCGUGGGAGGUUUGUUCCGCAGCUGUUCCUGGUAUUGUUGGUUUUGUCGCUCGUGGACCGUAGUCAAUGCCUGAUAGAUGGACCAGGGCAAACUCAGUAGGACCAAGGCAAUGGCGCAACGAGCUCCUGCAAAUCCGUGGCGAUCUGACUCGGGUUGUCUUUUCUCCCACCAUGCCUGUGCCAAGAAAGCCAACGUGGCAAGAUCUAGUGCCAUGUGCUGUCGCGAGCGAGUGAAUUGGAGUCCAUCACAGAGGUACCACCGACCGGCCAUGAGCAGUACGACACUGGAAAGGAACAUCAUGGGAUGGUGCGCUGUGUGGGCCCGUGUCGAAGGAUCUUGUCCAUGGCCAGUGACAAAGAGUUCGCCCAGACGAGAUGCCACCGGGAUGACAAGCGGAGCGUAUCGUUUGACGUAGGAUGUGGUUGCAUUAUUGCUUUGAGUAGCGGCAGCUGACCUCGCUGCCAACACGAACCCCAAGAUCCCAAUCAUGUACAUGCAGACGUGUUCCUCUUCCAGAAUGUAACUGUUUCCAAAAGUCAACAUUCCACAAAAGAAGACGACAAACAGUGCUGUCAAUAAGAGUUCCCACAGCUGCCCUGGCAUUGGAAUGGACCACACUGAUGAUGGAUCUCCUUCGUUUGUUGUUGUUUGUAGAAAGAAGGGCACAAUCCACAGAAUGACAGAAACAAAAAGGACAACAAUCCCAAUUGUCAUACCCGUGGUAUCAAAUCGGGUCCACACCCGUUGUCCUAACUGUAGUGCCUCCAAUAAGAAUAAUUUGAAGAGACUACACGCUUUCAACGUCGCCGUGGAGUCUUCCCCGGUUGCCAAUGCCUCUUUCCACACCGUCACGGCAUGCAGAAGCCGUUCCUCCAGUUCGUCCAAACCGGGAAGUUGAUUGGCGGUUCGUGAAUACUCGGUAAAGUACCUCCACACUUGCGCCGCAUUCAACGCCAAUGCCACGGCGGUCUGCGAUGCCGUGGAAAAGAGGGAGAGAGCCGGUACCAGUGCUCCCAAAUUGGCAUAGGGAAUGGGCAUUCCCAGGAGCAAGGAUAUGGUCGGCACGAGAUCAAUUUGAUGGAUACUGGUAAAGGCGGUUUGCGCAUCGUGGCUGG
Seminavis robusta is the source of this 4546-nucleotide messenger RNA. The record is from the annotation of a GenBank genome assembly. NCBI's taxonomy places the organism in Eukaryota, Bacillariophyta, Bacillariophyceae, Naviculales, Naviculaceae.